AUGGGAUCCAAAUCAUCCAUCGUUUUCCCCACCUUCAUCUUCAUCUUCAUCGUGAUCGCGCAGGCUGAGGUUUUCGACAUCACUAAGUUCGGUGCAAAACCUGAUGCUGAGAUUAGCAAGGCUCUUUGUGAUGCAUGGAGUGCUGCUUGUAGUGCAACAACGCCCAGCAAACUCCUCAUUCCUUCCGGCACCUUUUGUUUGAACGUAGUCGAGUUUAAGGGACCGUGUAAGGCUCCGAUCACCGUUAAAAUCGAUGGAACGUUGAAAGGUCCCGAGGAUCCCGCGGUUAUUCCUAAAGGCGUGCAAUGGAUCACGUUUAGUUACGUCAGUGCCUUGACGAUAACGGGUUGUGGUACCUUAGAUGGUGCUGGAGGAGCCAUUGCGUGGCCGAUGAAGGAUCCCGUUGCAUGGCCGGCGUCGGAUCCCCAAAAAAAGAGUAGUGUCAAGAAGUGUAGUCUCCAAUAUAAUCUUUGCCUUAAUUUCAUCGAGAACGCUAUGAUUUCGGGAAUAACCUCGAAAGACAGCAAGAUGUUCCAUGUUAACGUGAUGUCUUGCAAGAACGUAACAUUCGACAACUUCCACAUUUGCGCUCCAUCAGAGAGCCCCAACACCGACGGAAUCCAUCUGGGGUGGUCGAAACAAAUCACGAUCAAGAACUCCGUUAUCCAAACCGGUGACGAUUGUAUCUCCAUUGGCGACGGAUGUGAAGAGUUGCACAUCGAGGGAGUGAAAUGCGGUCCAGGCCACGGUAUCAGCGUUGGAAGCUUAGGUAAAAACAGCGGUGAGAAACCCGUGAUCGGAGUUUAUGUCGUUAACUGCACCUUCAACCAAACAAUGAACGGAGUUAGGAUCAAAACGUGGCCGGAUUCCCACCAAGGGGAGGUUGCCGAUCUGCAUUUCGAAAAUCUUUGCAUGAAUCAAGUCGAAAACCCGAUUAUCGUCGAGCAAGAUUAUUGCCCACAUAGCGUCUGCCCAAAAGAUAAACCAUCGUUGGUUAAGGUUCACGACAUUUUCAUCAAGAACGUAACUGGAACAGCAACGUUACCCGCAGUUGUGAACCUUAAAUGCAGCACGGCCAACAACGGUUGCGAGAACGUGAAGAUUUCCGACAUUAAUUUAACGUAUGAAGGUAAAGAAGGCCCUGCGUUCCAAGAAUGCUGCAACGUAAAACCCGUUUACUCCGGCAAAAUGAUCCCUCCGGCCUGCUCAACGGCCGAUGAGUGA
This is a messenger RNA of Cynara cardunculus var. scolymus (artichoke), 1224 nucleotides long. RefSeq names its product polygalacturonase-like. Gene Ontology annotation, molecular function: polygalacturonase activity. NCBI's taxonomy places the organism in Eukaryota, Viridiplantae, Streptophyta, Magnoliopsida, Asterales, Asteraceae. Gene Ontology annotation, biological process: carbohydrate metabolic process. The transcript is spliced from 5 exons. Bases 1 to 1224 code for a protein of 407 amino acids. The record is from RefSeq and is a predicted model, not a curated record.